AUGAAGCUGCGAAUAUUGACGUUUAAUCUCUUCUUUGACGAAAAAGCACGCUAUAUACGCAUGAAAGCAAUAGGUCGAUUGGUGGAAAAUACACGUCCUGCUGUAAUUGGGUUUCAGGAGGUUACACGCGAAAUGUUAGCGAUGCUUAAAGCGCAGAAUUGGGCAAGAUAUUACGAUUGCAGUGCAGAUAUGGUACCACCUUUAGAGGCACCUUAUUUUGUGGUCUUAUUCAGUGCCUUACCUGUUCAAGAUGUUCAAACUUACCCAUUUGUCAAUUCCAAAAUGGGUCGUGAACUUGUGUAUAUGCAGAUUGAACCUAUAUUAGGAAAAACCCUCAUUAUAGGCACCGCUCAUCUUGAAAGUUUACCCCAAUUUAGUACCAUUCGAGUAGCCCAAUUCAAGGAAAGUUUAACACUUUUACGGGACAGAGUGAAAAAAAUGAGUCUAAAAACUGAUCCCAAAAGACAAAAUGGGACUAAAAGACCAAGAGAUGAAGGGAAGAUUUGUAUGGGAGCAAUAUUUAUGGGUGAUACGAACUUAUUACGUUCCGAUAUGAAACUACUGGAUCCACAUCUUGCAGUAUUUGCUGAUAUAACUGUCGAAAUGUCAAAAACUGGACGAGCCAAGUGUCGUAUUUGUGGAAAUUUGAUUCAAAAAGGAGUGAUACGUGUGGGUAAAAUCAUGAAGGAAAAGGUCAGUGGAGGAAACAAAAUGCGAGAGAUUCAAAGAUGGCUACAUGUGGAUUGUUACUUGAGUGUGUCAUUGACGACGGAUGAAGAGAAAGUAUUUGUGCAAAGAAAAAGGAAGCAAUUAGAUGGUAAAGAGCUGGAUAAAGAUGAUGGAGAGGAGUUGGAUAUGGCUACAGUUGGGCUACCGAAUGGCUGGAAGGAUCUUUGGCUGUCAGUACCUGGUAAUACGGAGGAAAAUGGCUACACGUUUGAUGGUACACGCAAUACUUUGGUCACAAGUCGAUCCUUCCGCAGUCGACUCGAUCGUAUGUACUUUUACUUGGCACCAACUGACGAAACAGUGAGGUGUGUUUUCGACGAGAUUGCAAUUGUGGGUCAGCAGAAAAUCACAGAUGGGAUUUGGCCGUCGGACCAUUUUGGGCUACUUGGCACUUUUGAUAUCCGCGAAGAAGAUGAAAAACGAGACGCUCAUGAUGCAAAAGCUGAAAGUAAGAAAGCGAAGAGAACGAAAUCAAGCUCGCAUGUUGGUUCGAGACAUUCGCCGAUAUCAAUCGAGUAA
Peronospora belbahrii is the source of this 1248-nucleotide messenger RNA. NCBI's taxonomy places the organism in Eukaryota, Oomycota, Peronosporomycetes, Peronosporales, Peronosporaceae. The record is from the annotation of a GenBank genome assembly.